CUGAUAGACCGAGCCACCAGCCCUCGUGAUGAAGGCGAUCCCAAAGCUGAGCAGAAGACCCUAGAGGAGAGCUGGCAGGACUUGGCCUUGAUCAAGGCAACACCAAAACCCCCCAAGAAGCAAAGGAGGGAAGACCUCAGCGAACCUCUGCUCUCUCCAGCUCAGCCACCGACACCAGAGCCCAGGGUCUGCUCUGCCCCUCCAGAGGCUGCUCGGGUGGAAUCCAGCCCUCCACGCUGCCUCACGCUGCAGGAGAAGCUCCUCUCCCACUACAGCAACCAGCUGGCUGUGCCCGAGGCGCAGGCAUCCCUCGCCCUGCAGCUGGCCAAGGGCGUCUGCACCCAACUGCAGAACUUCCUGCAGAGCAAGUGCCCGGAGCUGCCCUUUGGCCGCCUCUUCCUCAGCGGUCCCCUGCUCGAUGGCCUCGGCGCUCUGGCAGCCGACCACGUCCACCUCAUGCUGCCCGUGGUCCUCAACCCCGCGCUUUGGAGCCUCAUCCCAGGAGAGGACACCGUGGUGAGGAACCCCCAGUACUGGAUGAUCAAGAGGACUGAUCUGGAGUAUUUCCCUCGUGGGUGCAGCCCCUGGGACAGGUUCAUCGUGGGCCGGUACCUCUCCUCCAACGCUCUCAAUGAGACCCUGCACAAGAUGUUGGUGGCCUCCGUGAACUGGCCUGCCAUAGGCAGCCUGCUGGGCAGUGUCAUCCACCCUGUUGUGGCCUCCCAGGAGCUGAAGCUGGAAGUCAAACAUGACCAGGUCACUGUGAGCGUCACCCUCUUCCCAGUGGUGGAAAUGGAGGACAAGGUUCUUCUGGGGGCUCGGCAGCGCUGCCUCCGCAUCCUGAACGGCAUCUGCAAGAGCCAUCCCACCCUGCACAAACUGAGCGGCAGCUCCUUGACCCAUGUUGUCCUUCACCUCAGUGCCACCAGCUUGGACUGGGCAGAAGAAAGCCUUGCUGACAGGUUCCAGCAGGUUCUUGAGGAGCUGGUGGGCUACCUGGAGACGGGGGUCUUGCCUUCCUAUUUUAACCGCAAAAUCAACCUCUUCGGUGAGCUGUUGGAAGAGGAAAUCGAUGAGAUGGGCUUUCUGCUCUACAGGGCCAUAUUCCUCUUCUCCUGGAGCCCCACGGUACGGGGCAGGAAGGUCACUUUGAACUAA
Messenger RNA from Apaloderma vittatum (bar-tailed trogon), 1158 nucleotides. It is a transcript of the gene MIEF2, whose product is annotated as mitochondrial elongation factor 2. NCBI's taxonomy places the organism in Eukaryota, Metazoa, Chordata, Aves, Trogoniformes, Trogonidae. The record is from RefSeq and is a predicted model, not a curated record. Gene Ontology annotation, cellular component: mitochondrial outer membrane. The annotation marks the transcript as partial. Gene Ontology annotation, biological process: positive regulation of mitochondrial fission; mitochondrion organization. The transcript is spliced from 5 exons.